Molecule: messenger RNA, 1480 nt
Organism: Momordica charantia (bitter melon)
Lineage: Eukaryota; Viridiplantae; Streptophyta; Magnoliopsida; Cucurbitales; Cucurbitaceae
Gene: SQN
Product: peptidyl-prolyl cis-trans isomerase / cyclophilin-40 (CYP40) / rotamase
Biological process (GO): protein peptidyl-prolyl isomerization; protein folding
Cellular component (GO): cytoplasm
Molecular function (GO): peptidyl-prolyl cis-trans isomerase activity; cyclosporin A binding; protein binding
Source: RefSeq, a predicted model, not a curated record
AAAUAGCGGGAGAGACUCUGUUUUGAAGCACGCACAGGCACAGAAGAAAAAGGAAAAUAAAAAAAAAAUUUGAAGAACCAAAAAAGAGAGACGAAGAAGAACACUCUAGAAGCUGAACCAGAGGAGAGCGACCGCCAUGGCCAAGCCAAGGUGUUUCUUGGACAUCAGCAUCGGCGGAGAACUGGAGGGAAGAAUCAUCAUCGACCUCUAUUACGACGUCGUUCCCAAAACCGCCGAGAAUUUCAGGGCUCUUUGCACCGGCGAGAGAGGCAUUGCUCCCAACACCGCCGUUCCCCUCCAUUUCAAGGGUGUCUGCUUUCAUCGUGUAAUCAAAGGAUUUAUGAUUCAAGGUGGGGAUAUUUCUGCUGGUGAUGGUACUGGUGGGGAAUCUAUCUAUGGUUUGAAAUUUGACGACGAAAAUUUUGAACUGAAACACGAAAGAAAAGGAAUGUUGUCUAUGGCUAACUCUGGUCCCAACACAAAUGGGUCUCAAUUUUUCAUAACAACUACACGUACACCUCAUUUGGAUGGAAAGCAUGUGGUCUUUGGGAGGGUGGUGAAAGGAAUGGGUGUUGUUCGUUCAAUUGAACAUGUUAUAACUGGUGAGAAUGAUUGCCCAACUCUUGAUGUCAUAAUUGCGGAUUGUGGAGAAAUCCCUGAAGGGUCGGAUGAUGGAAUAUCAAAUUUUUUCAAAGAUGGUGAUGCCUAUCCUGAUUGGCCAGCUGACCUUGACCAGAGUCCUUUUGAACUAUCUUGGUGGAUGGGCGCUGUGGAUUCUAUUAAGGCUUUUGGUAAUGAACAUUUUAAGAAGCAAGAUUACAAGAUGGCUCUCAGAAAGUAUAGGAAGGCUUUGCGUUAUCUUGAUAUUUGCUGGGAGAGAGAAGGGAUUGAUGAAGAGAAGAGUUCGAGUCUGAGGAAGACCAAGUCGCAGAUAUUCACGAACAGCUCUGCUUGUAAACUGAAGUUGGGGGAUCUAAAAGGAGCAUUAUUGGACACUGAAUUUGCAAUGCGUGAAGGGGAUAACAAUGUAAAAGCCAUGUUCCGCCAAGGUCAGGCUUAUAUGGCUCUYAAUGACAUCGAUGCUGCAGUUGAAAGCUUUAAGAAGGCAUUGGAUUUGGAACCAAACGAUGCUGGGAUAAAGAAAGAGCUGGCUGCUGCUAAGAAAAAGAUUUCUGAUAGACGUGAUCUGGAGAGGAAAGCAUAUAGCAAGAUGUUCCAAUAAGAUUUCGCUAUCCAAUGGUUUUUUUUUUUUUGGAAGCAGAUGAAAGAGAAUCAGAGACCCAGUUCCUAACGGUUAGUUCAACUGUACAAAACUGAAGUUUGUACCAAUGGCAUUCAAAGAGGAAAAUAUAUAAACAAACAGUAGCUUUAGUGAUUUUAAAACGGAUUCUGAUCAAUUUUGUUUAAAUGAUGGUUAGCUAUAUUUUGUUGAUGUAAUCUUGAACUUGGAUUGUAGUUAAAUGAAAUCAUUUUCCAUUUA